This is a messenger RNA of Clonostachys byssicola, 390 nucleotides long. Lineage: Eukaryota; Fungi; Ascomycota; Sordariomycetes; Hypocreales; Bionectriaceae. The record is from the annotation of a GenBank genome assembly.
AUGCCUGACCGACACAAACUCUGCGAGAUGGCCAAGGAGCGUGGGAAGCUCAUAUAUCGAUCGGUGGGCGGACUGUCACCGUCUGCCAAUAGCACCUUUCAUGUCGAGGCGCCGACGGCAAUGUGCCAGUACCUGCUGUACUACAACCGAUGCGGAUGCUAUGGGCCGCUGGUAGCUGGCGAUUCCUGUGAUAUUAUCAUUGAGCAGCUCAACCGGAUCAACGAGCUGGAGUCCUGGGUGGGAGAGGGGAUCAACGACCUCCCAUUUGACCUCCCGGAAGACUGCCUUCCUAACUGGCACAAUACAACCAUAAUCCCUAGCGGCGUAUUCUGCCCUGGGUAUUUCAACGACUGCCCAGCGAUCAGAGACCCAAACCACCCAUAUGGCUGA